CGCCGCUGCAGCCAAAAAACGUGACUGCCUUAUCGCCGCCUGCCCGAGUCUUAUCUAAUUAUCCACGACGCUCGCUCCUUCUCGUCUGAUCUCUCCCUCCAACUAUGGACGCACCCUGACUGCCAGCCGAUUUCAGUCUCGUUGUCCGUCCAUGGCUGACGAUGUCAAUUUGCAGCAAGAUAUUCUCCAACGCACUCUUCAAGAGGUAGCACAUGAGGACGAGGAUGACUCCGCCCACCCUUGCGUCAUCUGCCUCGAUUCCAUCACCGAACCUGCCAUUGCGAUCCCCUGCAAGCAUGACAAUUUCGACUUCUUGUGUCUAGCGAGCUGGCUCCAGCAGCGUCGCGCUUGCCCCUUGUGUAAAGCAGACGUGACCGCCGUUAAAUACGAGCUACAAUCCGAACAACCCAAGUUAUAUGUGCUUCCUCCCAAACCCGAAGGCGUAGAUGGUGCGCCAGUUGCUCGCCCAUCCAGACCGCGAUACUCUCCAUACCUAAACAGGCGCCAUCCUCAGAGGCGUCCCUAUCGGCACCGCCCAGUAGGAGAUGAGGAUGCCAUUACGCGCCGACGCCAUGUUUAUCGCCACCAGCUCUUUUCACUUCGCGUUGGCUCUAAUCGGCUAUCGCAGUACCGUGAACUGACUCCGCAGCUAUUCACACAGGACGAGAAUCUGGUCUCGCGCGCCCGCAAGUGGAUAAGACGAGAACUACAGGUCUUUGAAUUCUUGAAUCCUGAUGGCGACGAAGAUGGCAGUGCGCUGUCCGACGGCGUUGGCAGGCUCGGUGGGCAGCGACUUGCAAAUCGUCGUACUAACAACGCCGAAUUCCUGCUAGAGUAUAUCAUCGCCAUUCUACGCACUGUGGACGUCAAAGGUAGUGCCGGCCAAGCUGAAGAACUAUUACAAGAGUUCAUCGGACGGACAAACGCGCGGCUGUUUCUACAUGAAUUGCAAUCCUGGCUGCGAAGUCCUUAUAAUUCUCUUCAGGAUUGGGAUCGCCACGUACAGUACGAUGACACAGUGAGGAGCAGUGAGUCUUCAGCUACGGGCGAUGGGAGAUCAGACUCUGGUCAACGGUCCGUGUCAGGCUCGCCACGAGUAGAGUCGGGGAGAGUCUCAAAACACUAUUGUCCGCAUACUACUAGACAAGACUCGCGGCAUGACUCUGCUUCACGGGCGAGAUGCGUUCAAUCUGCUCGAGACAGGUAUCGACCUGAUUGAGUGCAGUUCAACUAUUGAGGCAAAUCACGAUGGAAAGGAAUCUUUAAUUCAUGGUAGGUGCUAUCUAAUCAUACCUAAACCUACGACCUGGAUUGGUGGAUGGUAGAUAUGUUUUGUAUAUGGCUACCACAUAAACUAAUAAUAUUUACACAGCCAGAUUCAGACUUCUUGAAUUGAUGUGGAUCAUUUUCACCUAAUCAGAACGGAAACGUUAGAAACUCCGACCAAUAGCAUUCCAUACUUGUCUCCACUUCCUACCAUUAAUGUAUCGUUUUCAAAUGUUUGGUUCGGUUCUUUUCACCUUAUUUUGAUUUAUAAAUUAAUAUUUCUUUUAUUUAUUCGAUAUGAUGUUUCAAUUUUAGAUAUACUAAAUGGGAUAUUGAAAUAUAUUUCUCGUACUGUUUGACUUUUCAAGGCUGUUAUUUGAGGUCAACAGCCAGAGACUAGAAUUAUAUAUACAUAUAUACUCUUGAAUAUCGAUAAAAAAUGC
Talaromyces proteolyticus is the source of this 1709-nucleotide messenger RNA. Its product is annotated as RING finger domain protein. Gene Ontology annotation, biological process: protein polyubiquitination; protein monoubiquitination. NCBI's taxonomy places the organism in Eukaryota, Fungi, Ascomycota, Eurotiomycetes, Eurotiales, Trichocomaceae. Bases 152 to 1219 code for a protein of 355 amino acids. Gene Ontology annotation, molecular function: ubiquitin protein ligase activity. The record is from RefSeq and is a predicted model, not a curated record. The transcript has 2 exons.